Nematocida parisii ERTm1 is the source of this 672-nucleotide messenger RNA. RefSeq lists its product as uncharacterized. The transcript has a single exon. Gene Ontology annotation, molecular function: cysteine-type deubiquitinase activity; ubiquitin binding. Gene Ontology annotation, biological process: protein K48-linked deubiquitination. Gene Ontology annotation, cellular component: nucleus. The coding region runs from base 1 to 672 and encodes 223 amino acids. The record is from RefSeq and is a predicted model, not a curated record. Lineage: Eukaryota; Fungi; Microsporidia.
AUGGAUACAAACACAGCUGAUGAUAGCUAUGUCGGAAAACCACUGGAACUGAAUGGAAUUAUAGAAAAUUACAAAGAAACCCCGUUAUACAUGGGCAUUAGUGCACUUCCUGUCGCAGAUUCAAAGGUCAGACUUAUAAAAAGAGAUGGCAACUGCUUCUAUUAUUCAAUAAUCUUUUUAAUGCUAGAGCACUACUCCACGCCAGCACAGGCUGCAGAGCUUAUUCAAAAUUUCAAUAGAAUUAAUAAUGCUCUGGUUCUGGAUGGGGUCGAAGACUACUUAGUAAAUGAAUUUUCUGACCCAAUUAUGUCUGUGCUUAAAGCAGUGGGAAAUAAUGAAACUACUGGUCUUGAAGCACUGGAUAAUAUAUUCUGGAAUUAUAGCGUAGCAUACUUUAGACUAAUUACAUCAAUGCGAAUAAAAAAGCAUACAGACGAGUUUACGGAUUUUAUAGUUGAUUCAUCUAUUGAGGAGUACUGUAGUAAAAAUAUAGAGGCAAUUAAUCAGUAUGCAGGAGAGCUUGAAAUGAUUGCUAUUACUAAAGCGCUUUCAAUCUCUUUUGAUAUAAUUUGGAUAGAAAAGGAAAGAAAUGAUCAUUUUACACGGGGGGAUGGAGAGAAAAUUGGAACUCUUUUAUUUAUGGCAGACCAUUUUGACAUUUUAUAUCUUUAA